AUGAAGGAAGAUGGAUCAGGAGGUGUGGGGAUUGUGACGGAUCCAUCAAGCAUCUGUGUCACUUUCAGCAUGGUUGGCCGCAUUGUUGGCUCCUCCUGGAGACACCACAAUGCCACGGCCACGAAGCGUUCCAUCUUCUUUAUAUUGAAGAUUGCCUCCUCAUCACCCUUGAUUAACAAGUCAAGCCUCCCACUUCUAUAG
Messenger RNA from Triticum turgidum subsp. durum (durum wheat), 201 nucleotides. The record is from the annotation of a GenBank genome assembly. NCBI's taxonomy places the organism in Eukaryota, Viridiplantae, Streptophyta, Magnoliopsida, Poales, Poaceae.